This is a messenger RNA of Pieris macdunnoughi, 324 nucleotides long. NCBI's taxonomy places the organism in Eukaryota, Metazoa, Arthropoda, Insecta, Lepidoptera, Pieridae. The record is from the annotation of a GenBank genome assembly.
AUGGGGUUCGGAGACUAUCCGAAAGAAUACAACCCAUCGGUCCACGGCCCGUACGAUCCUGCUCGUUUUUAUGGCAAACCUGAUACCCCCUUCGGUCAGUUGAAGUUAAGUGAAAUAGGAUCAUGGCUGGGACGCCGUAACAAGACUCCCUCUGCAUUCAUGGGAACUAUUAGUCGAGCCUGGUGGAGGUGGCAGCACAAGUAUGUGCAACCUAAACGUGUUGGAAUAGCUCCAUUCUUCCAACUUAUUGUUGCUAACAUGGUGUUCUUCUACGCAAUUAACUAUGGAAAAAUGAAGCACCACAGGAACUACAAAUACCACUAA